AUGAAUAAAACCAAACUCAAAUCUGAAUUUAAGUUUAGAUCCCUGAAGCUCGUAAGACCUUCGUGUUCGUUCGAUGGGUCCAUACUCAAGCCUCCCAGCCACUCCAACUAUUCCUCUCCCAACAACCCCACUCCCAACAACCCGACUCCCAACAACCCCACUCCCAACAACCCCACUCCCAACAACCCCACUCCCAACAACCCCACUCCCAACAACCCCACUCCCAACAACCCCACUCCCAACAACCCCACACCCAACAACCCCACUCCCAACAACCCCCCUGUCAGAAGUCCCAGUCCCGCGCGUCUCUCCCUCCAGCCAAUUUCCCCAUGA
Molecule: messenger RNA, 333 nt
Organism: Hyalella azteca
Lineage: Eukaryota; Metazoa; Arthropoda; Malacostraca; Amphipoda; Hyalellidae
Product: sporozoite surface protein 2-like
Exons: 2
Coding region: 1-333 (110 amino acids)
Source: RefSeq, a predicted model, not a curated record